Messenger RNA from Nelumbo nucifera (sacred lotus), 2200 nucleotides. Its product is annotated as ALBINO3-like protein 2, chloroplastic. Gene Ontology annotation, cellular component: mitochondrial inner membrane. Lineage: Eukaryota; Viridiplantae; Streptophyta; Magnoliopsida; Proteales; Nelumbonaceae. Gene Ontology annotation, biological process: protein insertion into mitochondrial inner membrane from matrix. Gene Ontology annotation, molecular function: membrane insertase activity; protein binding. The record is from RefSeq and is a predicted model, not a curated record.
CAAGUACAACAAUCAGUGGCAGGCUGGCAGCUGCGUCAUUUUCCAUUUUCGGAAUCCCGCCAUCCACUUUUUGUCGGGAAUUCCCAGGGUGGGAAAAGAGUCGCCUCGCCUCUCUAUGGGGAUUGGAAAACCGAAACUCCUACACGAUCUUCGCCGAUUCAGACGACUGCUCACUCCUUCACUCCCUCUCGUUCGCUCGAUCCAUUCCCAAAACCCUAACUCAGUCAUCGUCUCUUACCCUUCUCUCCCCAUCGGUCAAUCCGAUUUAAUAGAGAGAUCCCAGCCAUGGAUGAAUGCGAGUUUGAUCGGGCUUCCGAACUCUAUGUGGUUUAGACCGUUCUCAAUUCAUACUGCAAGCAGUGAUAAGGUAGACAAAGAUGUAGGCCUCGAUGUGAGGUUGGAGACUGAGUUGGAGCAAUUGGAUGCAAAUGGAGAUGCAGUGGGAGUGAUUGGAAGUAAUGAAGAUGGGGAAGGAUUGCUUAGUCCUGUUCGUGCAGUUAUUUCUUUGCUGGAUGGGUACCAUGAUCUAACUGGUCUUGCUUGGUGGGUAACAAUUGCUUCCUCUACUUUGACCCUUAGGCUUUCACUACUCCCAGUUCUCAUUUUACAACUUAAAAAGAUGAAAAGGAUCUCUGAGCUAUUCCCUAAAUUGCCACCUCCGUUCCCACCACCUUUCUCAGGAAAGAGUUAUAUAAAACAGUUUUUGCUUUUUCGCACGGAAAGACACGCCAUUGGAUGCCCAUCAUAUUUAUGGUUCCUGGCAUCCUUCUCUGUACAGGUCCCAUGCUUUCUCUUGUGGAUGACAAGCGUCCGGAGGAUGUCAUUGGAUCAUCAUCCUGGGUUUGACUGUGGAGGCAUACUAUGGUUCCAGAAUUUGACGGAACUCCCACAUGGUGUUUUUGGAUCUAUUUUCCCAAUAUUGAUAGCCAGUCUCCAUUUCAUGAAUGUUCAGAUUUCUUUUCGGACAUCUACAGUUGGAAAAGCGACUGGCCUGUUUGGCUUAUUAGCCAAGUACUACAAGCUCUAUUUGCAAAUUCUCACACUACCCAUAUUUGUGAUGGGAUACUGUGUUCCUCAGGGGAGUUUAAUCUAUUGGGUAACCAAUAGUUCACUGUCUGUCAUUCAGCAAUUAUCUCUCAACCAUCCUGCUAUUCGCAACAAGUUAGGUCUACCUGAAAAAGAUGCUCUGGUAAAAAGUGAGACCUCUGGCAAUUUGGAGAAACUUGAGAUAAGGUCAUUGGAUACACUGGUGAAAAAUAACUCUGUUAAAAGCCUCUCUCCUUAUGAACUUCUUGCUCUUUCGAUCCAACUUUUAACAAAAGGAGAUAAAGAUAGAGCAAUCGCAUUACUACGAAUGGCGCUUGAGAAGGAUCCUGAAUAUAUAAGGGCUUUGGUUGUUCUGGGGCAGACACUAAUGCAAAAAGGACUUCUGCUGGAAGCUAUUGAGCACUUUGAACAUGCUAUUUCCAAGUUAUUAAUUGUUGGUCAUCCGACAGAUGAUGAGAAUAUUGAUCUUUUGAUCCUUUCAUCCUCGUGGGCAGGUGUAACCUACAUACGACAAGGUAGAAACGAAGAAGGAAUAGAGCACCUGGAAAGGAUAGCAAAAUUGAAAGAGCCAGAGGAUCCCAAGUGCAAAGCCCAUUAUUUUGAUGGAUUACUAUUGCUUGCAAGUGCUUUAUUAAAUGAAGGACGAAAGUCUGAAGCGGAAAAACUACUACAAAUGGCCGCUGCUUAUAAUCCUGCUUAUAAUGAAUAUUUACAACAAUGCCGAGAAGACAGCUAAUGGAGAGUUUUCUGAGAGUGUGAAUUCUGGUUGAAGGGAUUAGGUUUUCGUAUCUUGGUAUCCUUGAAAUUGGUUAGAUGAGAAAGUCAGCGCAGACUACGGAAUUGAACUACUGCUGACCGGAUUCAGCACCAUGCAUUUUCAUUGUGCUGGGCCAGAGAGUCACUAAAAUUUUGUAGGACUUAGAUCUUUAUUUUCUUAUAUUUACCUUCCCGAGGACUUUAAGAUGUCAGCAGGCAUCGGAUGAAGCUGAUCAUAUAAGAAGUUACAUGUAUCACAUACCAACUGUGUAUUUCAUGUCAUGUACCGUUUGCCCACCUUAAUAUUCUUAUUUUUUUGUUCUUUAUUUUUUUUUGGGUGUAAGCCUGUACUUGUUUUUUUAAUUGAACAUUACAUAAAUGUAGUUCAGUUACCACA